CAACCUCUCGCUUGGCGUUUCUGCACAGCACAGUCAUCUUGGUUGCAGAAAGUUUUGUAUAACUUUGUAUAACUUCGGAAGAAUUGGUUUUUUUUGAAUACCGGAAAGAUUUCUAGGAUUAGCUCAAGAUGACCGUUGCAGCCAAGGCGCCUGAACCUCAGCCCGAGGAGAUGUCUGAAGAAGACAAGAGGCUUCAGGAAGAGUUAAAUCUUCUUGUGGAGAAGAUAACAGGCCCUGAAGUCAUGUUACAUUCCCAAGCUUUGGAAACUAUGCGAGAGCUUAUCCGUAGUUCGACAACAAGUAUGACUUCAGUCCCAAUGCCACUGAAGUUCCUCCGCGCUCAUUACAACUCAUUGAAAGAAGCCCAGAAUAACAUGAAAGACGCCAGGGCAAAAGAGCUUUGUGCAAGCAUAGUCUCUGUUCUUGCGAUGGGACAGGACUUACCUGGUGCACGAGAGUGUCUGAAGUACUGCUUAUUGGCCAAGCAGAAAGACGUCGGUGAUUGGGGCCACGAAUACGUACGGCAAUUAGAAGGUGAAAUUGCCGAUGAAUGGUCGACGACUGAAGACAAGAAAAGUUUAUUGGGUCUGGUCGAGAGUAUCAUCAAAUUCGAUAUGGAACACAAUGCAGAAAUCCAAGCUUGCGAUCUUCUUAUGGAGAUAGACCGCCUCGACAUGCUUGAUGCACACAUGGAUGCUGGAAACUAUUCCCGAGUCUGUUUAUAUCUUGUAAAUUGUGCGGUUUAUGUUGAGGAGCCUGAGAGGGGUAAUAUUGUAAGUGGAGUUAUGAAACAUUAUUUAAGAUUUAAAGAAUACCCACGUGCUCUUUGCCUUGCUAUGCAACUCAAUAAACCAGACCUCAUGAUUGAAAUAUUUAACAAAUGUGAAGACCCGCUUGUUCGAAAACAGCUUGCUUUCAUGGUGGGCAGACAACAAUUAAGUCUCGAGUUGAGCAAUGACCUCCCCGACAAAUCCGACCUUACAAACAUUAUGUCAAAUGCUCACGUCAACGAUCAUUUCCACAGCCUUGCCAGAGAGUUGGACAUAAUGGAGCCGAAGACGCCAGAAGAAGUUUACAAGACUUGGCUAGAAGGACUUGUCCUAAGGCCCACGUACAACUUGGACGUUCCAGUCGAUUCAGCGAGACACAAUCUUGCUUCGACAUUUGUCAAUGCAUUCGUAAACGCUGGUUUUUCAAGGGAUAAACUUGUUUCUGCCGAUGAUGGAAAUAAGUGGAUGUAUAAGAACAAACAGCAUGGAAUGUUAAGCGCAGCAGCUUCAUUAGGUCUUAUUCACCUUUGGGAUGUCGACGGUGGCUUAACUCCCAUCGAUAAAUAUUUAUAUACUUCAGAAGAUUACAUUAAGAGUGGAGCACUUUUAGCACUUGGAAUUGUUAACUGUGGUGUGAGGAAUGACUGUGAUCCUGCCUUGGCUUUGCUAUCUGAUUAUGUACUUCAUGAAAGUGUUAUUCUUCGAAUUGGUGCCGUUCUUGGACUGGGUCUUGCAUAUGUUGGAACAAAGCGACAGGAUGCAAUCACCCUUCUUCUGCCUGUACUCUCUGAUCCGAAAUCUACCCCAGAAGUAGUAGCAAUGGCCGCCCUGGCCUGCGCUCUUGUUACACUGGGCACCCCACAUCCCGAUGUCGUCUCGACCAUCCUUCAGACCCUUUUGGACCUGCCUGUUGCUGAGCUGACCGAUGGCCACUACUCGAAGUUCCUCCCGCUGGCCUUGGGCCUGUGCUAUUUGGGCCAAAAGGAGGGCACCGAAGCGACGAAGGCCGCUUUAGACGCACUCCCGGAACCUCUAAGGUCCCUAUCUCAGCACAUGCUGAAAAUGUGUGUUUACGCUGGAACUGGUGACGUUCUCAUCAUACAGGAACAGCUUCAAGUCUGCAGUGAACAUUUCCCAACACCGGAGGAAAAGAAGGAAAGCGAAAGCAAGAAAGAUAAAGAUAAUAAGGAUAAAGAUGAUGGAAAAAGCAAGGUUAAGGAUAUGACUUGCAUGCAAGCUGUAGCUGCCUUAUCAGUUGCGGUUAUUGCUAUGGGAGAAGAGACUGGGUCAGAAAUGGCAACUAGAAUAUUCGCUCAACUUGGUCGUUAUGGUGAACCUGCUGUCAGGAGAGCUGUUCCUCUAGCCAUUGCUCUAUCUUCAAUCUCAAACCCUCAGCUUGCUGUAAUUGAUGUCUUAAACAAAUAUUCACACGAUUUGGAUGAGGAAGUAGCACACAAUGCUAUAUUUUCAAUGGGUUUGGUCGGAGCUGGCACAAACAACGCAAGGUUGGCCACGAUGUUGAGACAGCUUGCACAAUACCACGCUAAAAACACAGGCCACCUUUUUAUGGUGAGAAUCGCCCAAGGUUUGACACAUCUUGGCAAAGGUACUCUUUCACUCUCACCUUUCCACACAGACAGGCAAGUCAUGAAUUACUCUGCAGUCGCUGGACUACUUAUUACCCUUGUUUCAUUCCUCGACACAAAAACGAUUAUGUUGGGCAAGUCUCACUACUUACUUUAUACCCUCGCCACUGCUAUGUACCCAAGGUGGUUGGUCACUCUUGACGAACAACUCGAACCACUCCCAGUCUCCGUCAGGGUUGGCCAGGCGGUUGAUGUCAUUGGAAAAGCGGGUACUCCCAAGACAAUCGCUGGUGUACACACCCACACGACACCGGUGCUUCUAGCGGUCGGGGAACGAGCUGAACUGGCUACAGAAGAUUACCAGCCUCUAACCCCAGUCAUGGAGGGCUUUGUCAUACUCAGGAAGAAGCCAGAAACAUAAGAUGCUCUGUGUGGUCUAACAAAAUUUAAAUAAGUUAAAAAAAUAUAUGUUUAUU
Molecule: messenger RNA, 2832 nt
Organism: Cimex lectularius (bed bug)
Lineage: Eukaryota; Metazoa; Arthropoda; Insecta; Hemiptera; Cimicidae
Gene: Rpn1
Product: 26S proteasome non-ATPase regulatory subunit 2
Exons: 16
Coding region: 129-2777 (882 amino acids)
Biological process (GO): regulation of protein catabolic process; proteasome-mediated ubiquitin-dependent protein catabolic process
Cellular component (GO): nucleus; proteasome complex; proteasome regulatory particle, base subcomplex
Molecular function (GO): enzyme regulator activity
Source: RefSeq, a predicted model, not a curated record